AUGACCCAUGAAGCGUCUCAGCUGAAGGAGUCGCUGCUGGCCAAGUCACGGUCAUCUAGACGCUCCCGGUGGGAUGAAGAUGAUGACUUGGCGUGUAGUGCCCUAGAUGUCAACGAAGGCACACUUCCAAAUGAGUUGGAAAGUCAUUACCUCUUGCUUAAGAUUGCAGGGAGCAAAUCACAGACCCAUUCCACUUGUUUUGCUGCCUCAGAAAAUAACUGUGCUCCUCUAGCCUUGAGCGCUGUUCCUGUGGGCCGUUCAGCAAUGGUUGAAGUCGACCGCAUGGCUUUACACUCUGCAACGUCAGACUCUGGCUCUGCCGCGUUUCAAAGUCGCCCUAUGUACGCCACGCAUGGGGCAAGGUGUGCUCCGAUUCCUGGGCUUCAAAGCUCUUCCAAACGUAUGGCCAGGAGUCAUGCUUUGGUUGCACACGGCACCACUGUCAACCUACCAGCAACUCCUUUAAUAUGCAGCCUUCGUGCCACUGAAGCCAACAAGAACCUAUCAACUACUAUGAAAACUGUCGCCUCUACAUUAGAGCAGCAGUACACUUCUCUUCUCAAAGAUGCAGCAACUAAAACUGGUGAAGCAGCAGCGCUUUACUAUCUCCACACAAAGGCCUUAGCAUUCAAUGAUCUGCUGGACCGGGCUGAGGCGCAUGACCGGGGACAAGACGUCACGCAAUACAACACCAUAUUUUCAUGCUACAAUGACUGGAGGCAGAGCCUAGAUAAUAUUGUAUUAGACGAGGCCUUUUCUACUAAUCAGUUGGCGAUAGAACAGCCGGAUGCUUUCACUGACGGGACACAUUCCUCUGUGGUUCAAGCUACAAAGCUUGUUCUGCUUCAGGAGGGUGACAGUUGGUUUACAAAGGAGCUUCUUAAGAAGCUGGACCACUAUCGGGCUUGUGAACAGUGCGUUCGCGAGGAUCUUGCAAAUCUCUUACUCGGUUUAAAUCCCCAAAACCUAAAGAUCCCUGAAUCUCAGCGAGGAAUGCUUCUUUUAGUACUGUCAGAGCUCUACACGAUAUAA
Messenger RNA from Giardia duodenalis, 1032 nucleotides. RefSeq lists its product as uncharacterized. Lineage: Eukaryota; Fornicata; Diplomonadida; Hexamitidae. The coding region runs from base 1 to 1032 and encodes 343 amino acids. The transcript has a single exon. The record is from RefSeq and is a predicted model, not a curated record.